GGGGGAAGCUAUUUAGUGACGGUCUGAUAUUGGAACUGCGCACCACUCUUACAUUGUAACAAAUGCUAACAACACAUCCGUUUUGAGAAUGACAGAGACUGCGGAAAAUCCGCAAAACUACGAAGAGCUGUUUGGCCACAGGUUUACUUCAGAGGACCAUGAAUACCAGCAGUAUCUGAACCGUCCAGCGGACCCUCCACCCAUCGUGGAGAACUGGAGUGGGCGUGGAGGAGGAAACCAGCGUGGCAGGGACAACCGGUUCCAGGACCGGCGUGGACAUGGCGACCGCGGAUGGGGCGGAGGCAGAGGCUGGCGAGGGGACAAUCGGGGGCAGCAGCACUGGCACGACAGAGACAGAGAUAGAGACCGGCACUGGGGGCAUGGAAGUGGCUAUCAGUCAGGACGUCCGAGCUCCAACCAGGGAUACAACUCCUAUCAGAGACCACAUUAUGACCGCUACUGACCUCCACGAUAAUCACCCGGGUUCUCUACAUUUGUCAGUAUUCUGAUAACUUUCUUUAGACGACACACAUCUACGUACAUGUUUAUGAGAUUGAUAUGUUCAGUCAGUUUUACCACAACUGACACCGCACGGGAGGUAUGAAAUGUAUGUUAAUAAUUCAUUGGAUGUCAUUCCUGUUUAUGUAUUUGGAAGAGCAAGUCUGCAGAUUGUAUUACUGGAGCUGUCGUUUCACAAGGCACUGAAAAUGAUUUAAGUAUUUGAGACGUAUGGACUAUUUUUUUAAAUCUUCAAAUAUAUCGCUUAAGUACUGGAAUAUCACCGCGAUAUUCCAGACUCGUAUGAUCAGAUCAUUUUGUUGCUUUGUGGUUACAUAAGAAUCAACAGUACCACUAUUUUUAACAAGCAGCAAAUCUAAAUGUCUUUUGCAAAUGUAUUUGUAAUGCAACUUAAUUUUUCUGCAUCCAAAACCAAAUGAAUGGAUUUAACAUCUGUCAUUAAAUAUGAAUUUUCCCUAUCCAAGAUCUGUUUUUGUGCAUUCUCAUAUUCUAGUAUUUAAACAUUGUCACUAAAAAACAUACUUUGUUUUUUAAGGGAUGCAUCGAUCUAAAUACUGAGUUAAAAUGUGGACUGUAAGAGAAUUGGUACUUGCCAUAAGGGAUCAAUACACAUUAAAUGCAU
This is a messenger RNA of Menidia menidia (Atlantic silverside), 1141 nucleotides long. NCBI's taxonomy places the organism in Eukaryota, Metazoa, Chordata, Actinopteri, Atheriniformes, Atherinopsidae. The record is from the annotation of a GenBank genome assembly.